AUGGCACUGUCUACUCUUGACAUCAGACUAGAUGAACAAGAAGUGGUUAGUAUUAUUGGAGGCCUUGGUGAGACGUUUUGCUGCCGAGGGGAUAUAGCAAAAUGCAACACAAUUUCAUACAUGACAGGAAGAACAAUCAUGAGGACUGCUGAUAAAGAAAUGAUGGAUAUGGUACUUUCAGAAAACCAGCAUGAAAUGGUGGGAAUUGUGUUUAAUGAUACUUUUUCAUAUCAGCCGAAGUUUAUUUGGGGAUAUGAAAUCCCAAAUAUGGAAGAAAACUCUAAACACGCAGAACACUGUUGGGAUUCUGAUGAUAAAAUUUUUUGUUACAUGACAACAUACUGGCAAAAUGGGUUUGUGGCAUUUCAAACUGCAAUUAAUGCUGCAAUUAUAGAAGUAAGUAUGAACCAUGAGAGACAAUGGAUAGAACAGCUGACUUCAGUUAUUGGAAUCAAUAUGAGGAUGCUGCCUUUCAUUUCUAACGGAGAAAUCAUAAAUACAUGGUUUACUUUUAUUUGUAUGGUUUAUUUCUCCCAUGUUGUGUAUCUCCCUUCAUUAAAUGUUACACGGGAAAGAAAAAAGUUUAAGAAACUGAUGACAGUGUUGGGUCUCCGAGAGUCAGCAUUCUGGCUCUCCUGGGGAUUAAUGUAUGCUGGCUUCGUAUUUAUCCUGUCGAUUUUUAUGGCUCUGAUCAUAACAUCUAUCCAAAUUGUAGUAAUUGUUGGCUUCAUGGUGAUAUUCACACUCUUUGUCUUAUAUGGCCUGUCUUUGAUAGCAUUGACUUUCCUCCUGAGUGUGCUGAUAAAGGAACCUAUGCUUACUGGUUUGGUUGGGUUUCUCUUCACUGUAUUUUGGGGAUGUCUGGGAUUCACUGUAUUGUACAGACAACUUCCUUCAUCUUUGAGAUGGACUUUAGGUCUUUUUAGCCCCUUUGCCUUCACUGCUGGAAUGGCCCAGAUUUUUCACAUGGAUUAUUACCUGAUCGGUGUUAUUUUUCCCAGUCCGUCUGGAGAGUCAUACAUAAUGAUGGUUACUUUCUUCAUUCUGGCACUUGAUUCUCUUCUCUAUUUGAUAUCAGUGUUAUAUUUUGAGCGAGUUUUGCCUGAUGAAGAUGGCCGCCAGCAUUCAGCGUUGUUUUUCUUGAAGUCUUCAUUUUGGUUGCAACAUCAAAACACUCACUAUGAAGUCUUUGAGGACAAAAUAAAUCCUGAGCAUUCCUCUGAUGACUCUUUUGAACCAGUGCCUCCAGAGUUCCAUGGAAAGGAAGCUAUCAGAAUCAGAAAUGUUACAAAAGAAUAUUAUGGAAAGCCUGAAAAAGUAGAAGCAUUGCAAGGCAUAUUUCUUGACAUAUAUGAAGGACAGGUCACUGCAAUACUUGGACACAGCAGAGCUGGUAAAUCGACACUGCUAAACAUUCUGAGUGGGUUGUCUGGUUCUACAAAAGGAUCAGUCACUAUUUAUAAUACUCAACUCUCUGAAAUAACUAACAUGGAAGAAAUGAGAAAGAACACUGGAUUUUGUCCACAAUUCAAUAUUCAAUUUGACUUUCUUACUGUGAGAGAAAACCUCAGGCUAUUUGCUAAAAUAAAAGGGAUUCAGUCAGAAGAAGUAGAACAAGAUGUAAAAAGAGUUAUAAUGGAAUUGGACAUACAAAACAUUCAAGAUGUUAUUGCUAAAAAACUAAGUGGUGGACAGAAGAGAAAACUAACAUUUGGGAUUGCCAUUUUAGGAGAUCCUCGGGUUUUGCUCCUGGAUGAACCGACUGCUGGGUUGGAUCCUUUUUCAAGGCACCAACUUUGCACCUUCCUGCAGGAGCAUAAAACAAACCACACAAUCCUUCUUAGUACCCAGAUCAUGGAUGAGGCUUACAUCGUGGCUGAUAGGGAAGUGUUUGCGUCUAAUGGGAAGUUGAAAUGUGCAGGGUCAUCUUUGUUUCUGAAGCAAAAAUGGGGUAUUGGAUAUCACUUAAGUUUACACAGGAAUGAAAUGUGUAAUCUAGAAAGAAUUACAUCCCUCAAUAGACAGCACAUCCCUGAUGCCAAGUUAGCAGCAGAAAGUGAAGAAAAACUUGUGUACAUUUUGCCCUUGGAAAGAACAAACAAAUUUCCAGAUCUUUACAGUGACCUUGAAAAGUGUCCCGACCAAGGCGUAAUGAAUUAUGGUGUUUCCAUGACAACUCUCAAUGAAGUCUUUGUGAACCUAGAAGGCAAAUUAACAAUUGAUGAGCCUGAUUUUGGCAUUCAGAAAGAGGAGAAAGUCAAUGAGACAAGAGAUACUGGAACUGAGUCUGAAAUGCAACAGGCUCCUUGUUCUCUUCCUGGAUUGAGAAAGGUCAUUAGUACUGGAACUCUCUGGAAACAGCAGGUCUGUGCCAUGGCAAAGCUUCGCUUCUUAAAGUUAAGGCAUGAAAGGAAAAUUCUUUUGUCCUUGUUACUGAUACUCGGUAUUCCUUUUACCCCCAUCAUUUUUGAGAAGAUAGUGGAUGUGGUAUCUAAUUACACUCAUCGUUGGGAGCUUUUAUCCAGUAUGUAUUUCCUUUCUCUGAAACGACCCUCACAGGCUCCUCUUACCAGUCUGUUGGUCAUCAAUAAUACAGGAUCAAAUAUUGAAGACUUUGUGCAGGCACUGAAGCAUCAGGAUAUAUUUUUAGAAGUUGGUGACUUUAGAAAUAGAAAUGGCUCAGAUGAUCCUUCCUACAAUGGAGCCAUCAUAAUGUCUGGUGACUGGAAGGAUUACAAAUUUUCAGUUGCAUGUAAUACCAAGAGAAUGACUUGUUUUCCUGUUCUUAUGGGAAUUAUUAGCAGUGCCCUUCUUGGAAUUUUUAAUUUUACAGAGCUUAUUAAAACAGAGCGAAGCACAUUGCCUUUUAAUGUCUUAAUGGUGGACUUUGGUUCUUUGAAUGGACCCUUAUUUCUCUUGGUCCUUGCAAACUGCAUUUCUCCUUACGCUGGCAUGAGCAGCAUCAGGGAUUGCAAACAAAAAACUUGGUCUCAGUUAUGGAUUUCAGGCCUGUGUCCUUCAGCAUACUGGACUGGACAGGCUUUGGUGGACAUUCCGUUACACUGCUUGAUUCUUCUUUCAAUAUAUUUAAUUAACUACUUCAUGAUUUUGGACCUCAACUUUUCACUGGGACUCAUGUUUGCUCUUGUGGUUUACAUAGUUGGUUGUUCAGCUUCUCUUAUAUUCUUCACAUACAUGAUUUCAUUCAUCUUUUGCAACAGGAGAAAGAAUAGUGGCUUUUGGUCUCUUGGCUUUCUUAUUGUAAGUAUCUGUCCAUGUAGAAUGCCACAAAUACAACCAGUUGGAGAACUCAGCAUGCCAGCAGAAAUCCUAAAGACUUCAGGACUCUCUUCCAACAUGGCCCAAGACAACUCUCCAAACAAGACCAUAACAAUGAAUCAGAGACGCAGCCGCACCAAAUUCACAGAAGAUCAAUUGAAAAUCCUCAUGAAGGCAUUUCAUCAAAAUCCUUACCCAGGUUAUGCUACCAAACAAAGACUCGCUUUAGAAAUCAACACUGAUGAGUCCAGAAUCCAGAUUUGGUUUCAGAAUCGAAGAGCUAGGCACCAGUGCCAGAAAAAAUCAGAACCCGAUGAGGACUUAGAAUCAAGUCAAGACCAAGAUCACUCUGCAGAGGAGAUUCAAAGUAGAGAAGACAGACGGUGUCAUACCAGCUACACUUCUUCGCAAUUACACACCCUCAUCGAGGCAUUUAUGAACAACCCUUAUCCUGGCAUUGAUACCAGAGAGCAACUUGCUAAAGAAAUUGGCAUUCCAGAGUCAAGAAUCUCAUUACUUUUACUCAACUUCCUAUCAUCAGCUGAAUUUGAAAAACCCAGUUUAAUUUUAUGCAUGAUUUCAAUGCCUUUCUACACUUUAAUUGGAUUUUUCAUGUUUUUAGUAAAGCUAUCCCAUAUAUAUAUGAAACACUUGGAAGGUCUGGAUAAUGAAAUCAAGGAAGGCCAUGAAAGCAUUCUCUUAACAGUCUUAAUCCCAUACCUUCAGAGUAGCAUUUUCCUUUUUGUUAUAAGGUGUCUGGAAAUGAAGUAUGUAAAAGAAACAAUGAGAAAAGAUCCAGUUUUCAGGAUCUCCUCAAGAAGUAGGGAAAAUCAUCCAAAUCCAGAAGAGCCAGAAGAAGAAGAUGUUCAAGCUGAAAGAGUGAACACAACAGAUGCACUCACUACUCUGAACCUGAAUGAGGAAAAUCAUGUUUUGCCAGUCAUAAUGGCAAGCUGUUUACACAAGGAAUAAAGAAAAGAAAGUUGCUUUUCAACAAGAAAGAAGAAAAUAGCCUUAAGAAAUGUCUCCUGUGUUAAAAAAGGUGAAGUUUUGGGGUUGUUGGAACACAGUGGAGCUGGUAAAAGUACUUCUGUUAAAAUAUUAACAGGAGACACAAAGCCAACUGCAGGAGUGGUGGUUUUGCAAGGCUGCAGAACAUCACUGAGGCAAGUGGAAGAUGACACCCUCAAGUGUUUGGGGUACUGUCCUCAGGAAAACUCACUGUGGCCCAGUCUUAUGGUGCAGGAACACCUGGAGUUGCACACCGCAGUGAAAGGAGUAGGCAAACAGGAUGUUGCUCUUAGUACUUCAUGAUUGGUGGAAGCUCUCAAGCUCCAGGAACAACUUGAAAUUCCCACGAAGUCCUUAUCUGAGGGAGUAAAGAGGAAGCUGUGCUUGGCGCUGAGCAUCCUGCGAGACCCGUCAGUGGUGAUUCUGGACGAGCUGUCCACGGGGGUGGACCCCGAGGGAUAGUAGCAAAUGUGGCAGGCAAUUCAGACCAUUGUUAAAAAACAGAGGAGGCGCCUCCUGACCACCCACGCCAUGGCAGAGGCCGUGUGUGACGGAGUGGCCAUCAUGGUGUCCAGAAGGCUGAGGUGUAUUGGAUCCAUUCAACAUCUGAAAAGAAAGUUUGGUAAAGAUUAUUUUCUAGAAAUAAAAAUGAAGGACCCGACUCGAGUGGAGCCUCUCCACACAGAGAUUCUGAAGCUCUUUCCACAGGCUACUCAGCAGGAAAGAUAUUCCUCCAUGAUAGUGUCUAAAUUACCUGUGGAAGACGUUCACCCUCUAUCUUGGGCCUUUUUCAAAUUAGAGGCAGUGAAACAGACCUUUGAUAUGGAAGAAUACAGCCUCUCUCAGGCUACCUUGGAACAGGUAUUCUUAGAACUCUCUAAAGAACAGGAGCUGGGAAGUUUUGAUGAUCAAGUUGAUACAACAGUUAGAUGGAAACUCCUCCCACAGGAAGAGGCUUAA
Neomonachus schauinslandi (Hawaiian monk seal) is the source of this 5250-nucleotide messenger RNA. RefSeq names its product ATP-binding cassette sub-family A member 10-like. The record is from RefSeq and is a predicted model, not a curated record. Gene Ontology annotation, cellular component: intracellular membrane-bounded organelle; membrane. Lineage: Eukaryota; Metazoa; Chordata; Mammalia; Carnivora; Phocidae. Gene Ontology annotation, biological process: lipid transport; transmembrane transport. Gene Ontology annotation, molecular function: ATP hydrolysis activity; lipid carrier activity; ATP binding.